UUCACUUACCCACUUUCGUUUCGAUGCAAAAGGAAAACAAAAUAGAGGAUAUAAAUAAGCAGUUUGUCAAAAUAUAUACGAGUUAAUCGCAUUAUUGACAUCUAAAUAAUAAUAAUUGUUGUUUUAGUGCAGUGUUUCGUACAAAUGGUAUCUAAAUUGUUUGUUUUUGAAUCGACAAGAAAAUUCUAUCAUUGUGCCUCCUUCGGAUUUAUGACCCUGUUAUUAAAGGCAUCAAUUCGAUAAUGUUCCACUAGAUAAUUCAACAUUGCUUUCUGGUUUGUGUGCGACAACAAACAAUCCAUCGAAAAGCUAUUAAGUAUGGUAAAUUCAUGACGAGCUUGAACUAGUCGCGCCCGAAACGAAACGAUUCCCCUUCCCUCUCGCCCUCGCCCUCAUAAAAAAUGAGCGACUCCGAUAAGAAAUGGGCCUGCGAGUAUUGCACGUACGAAAAUUACCCUUCCGCUAUCAAAUGCACCAUGUGUAGGGGCCCCAAGCCCUUCGUCAACGAAGAUAUUUACAGGUUACACGGAGAACAAACCAACGUAGAAGAAAAGUUUUGCUCGACCAUCGGAACGGCCGCAGGGCCGGUGGAAAACCGAACCAAAUGCGUGAAAUGUACUUACAAUCUAUCCGGAAUUUGUAUCGUUUGCGGCGCCGCUUCGUUGUCCGAUCAAAACCUCCACGAACACCUGCCUCCGUUGAGGAUCACUCCGAACUCCGAUUUAGCCCAGAGCCUGUCUCGAUCGAGGAACAACAGCCCGCCCGCCAGUUUGACCAACAUAGAAAACUCGCGCAGGUCUUCUCAAUCCAAAUGGAUAUGUCCGACUUGUACGUACGAAAACUGGCCGAGAUCCCAGAAAUGCGCCAUGUGCGGAUCGAACAUCCAACGGUCUCCGGCAUCUAGUCUCAUCAUCCCGUCGCCAUCGCUCGAGCAUCGCGAGCUCGACCGCGCCUCCGACCUCACUAAAGACGACAGGCUCACGGACUACAUUUUAGAUUCCUGUCAAAGCCCGAACAACCUCGACGGGGACCGCAAGUUGAGGCACCUGCGUCGCCACGCGGACUGGCGCUGGCUGAACGCCUGCGUGGGCGUCAUCGACGGGGACCCCAAUCCGGUGGAGGCGUACCUUUCGUCCGGCGGCGAUCCGGCCCGUACUUUGACGGCUUCGGAGGUGGCCAUUUUGAACAGAAGUUCGGCCUUCGACGUCGGACACACCCUGGUACAUUUAGCUAUAAGAUUCCAAAGGGAAGAUCUGCUGGCCGUUCUUCUCUCCCAAAUAGAAGGCUCCGGAUCGGGCGUGAAGCGCGUCCCGAGCUACGUCGCCCCUGAUAUUGCAGCUGACAUUAGAAGGCACUUUGCUUCGACCGUACGUUCGAGAAAAUCGAAUUUUCCUUGUAAUUUCGUCACCGAAUUUCCCACUUUUACUCUACCGGCCGAAGUGGACGAACUUCCCACGACCGUUCAAGAGCAGCUGUUCAACGAGUUGCUAGACAAAGACGCCCAGGAGCAGCUCGAAGGCGAUCCGGCCGUGAUAAAUUGGUCCUUGGACAUCACUGUGCGAUUGGGCUCGAGAUUGUACGCGCUGUGGAACCGAUCGGCGGGCGAUUGCUUGCUGGAUUCGGUCAUGCAGGCGACUUGGGGCGUCUUCGAUAGAGACAAUAUGCUUCGUAGAGCCCUGGCGGAGAGUCUGGGACAAGGGGGACACAUGUUUUAUCCGAGAUGGAAGGAAUACGAAUCCAGUCACGCUUCAUUUCUUCAAUAUUCAUUGGAGGAGGAGCAAUGGGAGGAAGAUUGGACUAGUUUGUUGUCGUUGGCCAGCCAACCUGGUACCAGUUUAGAACAAUUACACGUUUUCGCUUUGGCUCACGUGCUUCGUCGACCUAUCAUCGUUUACGGUGUUAAAUACGUAAAGAGUUUCCGUGGUGAAGCCAUCGGAUUCGCGCGCUUCGAAGGCGUCUAUUUGCCGUUGUUGUGGGAGCAGAGUUUCUGCAUACGUACCCCGAUAGCUCUCGGUUAUACGAGAGGUCACUUCUCGGCUUUGGUGCCGAUCGAGCCGUACAGUCGAAUAGAUUCCAGAUCGCCGCUCGAGCACAGCAACAUCGUCGAUGCCGAUCAUUUGAGGAGCACUUUCUUGCCGUUGAUGGACAGGGAGAGGAAGAUUUUACCUAUACAUUUUCUCACCGAAUCCGAGAUGGGAAGAGAGGAAGCUAUUUUACGUCAAUGGCUGGACGUUUGCGAGACGGAGAACGGGAUAUUGGUAGCGCAGCAAACGUUACAUAAGAGGCCGUUAUUGGUUGCUCAAAUGGUUGAAGAAUGGUUGAACCAUUACAGAAGGUUAUCGCAGAUGACGUCUGCGCCGUUCUUAAGGCCUCUUCCCAUACAGGAUUAUUCGAGCGAAGGCGACACCGACGACGAAUAGCGAAUUAAUACAAACGAAUCAAGUACGUAGUGAUAAAUUAGUACCUAACGUUGAAAAAUUCGAUCCGGAAUAGACGCAUUAUUAUAGAUAAAUAAAUUAUAAAAAUAAAUAUUAAUUAGUUUUGCGAGCAGAAAUAAUUAUUGAAUUAAAUGGCGUUGAAAUUAAAAUAAUUUAUAUUAUUAUACGAUAUAUUAAUGUGUUGUUUGUUGAAAUUGAAAUAAUCAUAAAGGUGGAUUUAUUUUUUUUGUAAUAAAUUCGAAUUAUGUUAAAUAAACUGUCGAGAGGGUGUGGUAGUUUUUUUAUGCUUUAGUCAAUAAUUAUUUUUGUUGUUUCUUUAUCCACAUUAUUGUAUAUAAGUAGUUGGAGAGAAUGAAAUUGCACUAAGAAUUGGUUCGAUAUUUUCACGUACUUUUUAAUGUAUUCAUAUUUAAAUCAUCGUUGUAUUGUCAUAAUGGUACAACCGGUGAGGGAAGUACCUCAAUAUUUCUGGCUUAUCCUGUACGCACCUAAACGACCACUCGAAAUCUAAAUAUCAACAAAUUACUAAUACAAAAUCCCAUAUUUUUUGGAUAAUAAAAAUAUGAAAAAUAUUACAAAAAAUGUCUUCAAAUCCUAGCAAACGCAGUGUGAAGUAUGCUUAAAGGGACAGUUAAAAUUUAUUGUUGGUUUAAACAUCUAAAACUUACCAAUAUAAUAACUUCCUUAUAUUUAUUAUAAACUUCACACUCCUGUAAUUUGUCAAAUUAUGUAUGUUUUUACAAAAAAUAUAUGUAGAUACUUAAAGCAUGCGUCUAAAAACAUUUUGAUUAUACUAUAUUGCAU
Molecule: messenger RNA, 3242 nt
Organism: Phyllotreta striolata
Lineage: Eukaryota; Metazoa; Arthropoda; Insecta; Coleoptera; Chrysomelidae
Source: the annotation of a GenBank genome assembly